This is a messenger RNA of Cyprinodon variegatus (sheepshead minnow), 2725 nucleotides long. Its product is annotated as indoleamine 2,3-dioxygenase 2-like. The record is from RefSeq and is a predicted model, not a curated record. NCBI's taxonomy places the organism in Eukaryota, Metazoa, Chordata, Actinopteri, Cyprinodontiformes, Cyprinodontidae. Gene Ontology annotation, biological process: 'de novo' NAD+ biosynthetic process from L-tryptophan. Bases 85 to 1332 code for a protein of 415 amino acids. The transcript is spliced from 10 exons. Gene Ontology annotation, cellular component: cytoplasm. Gene Ontology annotation, molecular function: L-tryptophan 2,3-dioxygenase activity; metal ion binding; indoleamine 2,3-dioxygenase activity.
ACAAUUGAUAUCAUUGAGUCAGACACACAGAGGGAUUUUUCUUUUUAAAGCCUAACUGCUUCAGUGGAAUACAGAGUAGAGCAUAUGGAGACAAACUACAGAGAAACACUGCAGGCCGACUUUGAUGCAUUUGAUAUAUCCGAAGAGCUUGGAUUUAUUCUUGAAGAGCCACUGACUCAUCUCCCAGAUUAUUAUCGGGUGUGGUUGGACUUGGCAAAUAACCUGACACAAUUGAUUGAGUCUCGUAAACUGCGAGAACUUGUCCAUAAGAUGCCAGUUUUGAGUCCCCACCUUUUAAAUAACCACCGGGAGCUUAGGCUGGCCCACCUUGCCCUGGGGUUCAUCAGUAUGGGAUAUGUAUGGCAGGAGGGACAACAUGAGCCUGCACAGAUUCUCCCCAAAGCCCUGGCCUGGCCUUACUGGUUAAUAUCCCGCAGACUUGGCCUUCCACCAAUCCUGACCUAUGCAGAUUCAGUUUUAGCCAACUGGAAAUUAAAGGAUCCCACAGGGGAUAUGGAGAUUGGGAACAUGGACUUGAUAUUUUCCUUUCCUGGAGGGGAGAGUUGCAGGGGAUUUUUUACGGUGUCAUUGCUAGUAGAAAUGGCUGCCAGUACAGGCAUAAAGGGGGCCCUGGAGGUAAUGCACGCCAUGAAAAUAUCAGACCUAAUCGGCAUACAGAAAGGACUAAACAAAGUAACACAGUCUUUGAAGAAGAUGAAGGAAACCUUUCAACUCAUGCACAAUCACGUGGAGCCAAACGCAUUUCAUGGAACUUUGAGAAUUUUUGUCUCAGGGUGGAGAGAUAACCCAAUGCUUCCCCGAGGUCUGCUGUACGAAGGUGUUAGCAAUGAGCCGAUUUUGCUGUCAGGUGGAAGUGCAGCUCAGAGCUCAGCCAUUCAGUGCUUUGAUGCUUUGCUAUGCAUUCAACAUGAGGGUGAGACAGGAGCCUUCCUGACACGCAUGAGAGAUUACAUGCCCCCUGCACACCGUCAGCUGAUUGAAACUCUGUCUGUCUGUCCGUCGCUACGAGAUUUCAUUACGACCUGCUCCAGCUCUGACCUGUGCCAGGCCUACAACUCCUGUGUCUCUGCACUGGUGGAUUUACGAAGCUAUCACCUAAAUACUGUGGCCAAGUAUGUCAUUGUACCUGGUAACCAUGCCAGAUCCAUGGGCUGCCCUCUCAGAGGGGUAGGUACUGCCCUCAACAGCACUGGAACUGGUGGCUCUAAUCUCAUGGUCUUCCUCAAGAGUGUUCGUAACACCACCCAAAGAGCACUGAUCUUAGAAAGACCAAAACAUCAAGAGAAACAUGAAUGGAAUGCUGCAAAAUAAAAUAUAGACAAUAAAAAACUAUUUUUAUAAAUUGUAUUUAUGAAGAAAAUUAUCAAAAAUAUAUAUUUGCAAGUAUCUGCAGGAAUUUUCAAAUGUGACAGUUAUAUUUGUCAAUUCUUGCCUCAGUGAACUCUUCAUGCACUGCAAUACAGAUGGACGUUUGGAGCAUCAGAGGUAACUGUUAUAAAUUUCAAGAAGAGGAACUAAACAGCUGAACUUCUCAUUUAGCAACUGUAAGCUUGAAAAACAGCAUCAACGUCAUCCCAGUGGUAUGACCACAUUAAAACAGAGCAUUUUUUUAUUGCUUGCGCUUAACUUGGGCUGUUAUUUUCUCAAAGCUUAUCCUUUGCAAUGUACUUAAUAUAAACCUUAGAGAGCCUCAUGAAUUAAAUUCUGAUUUGAAAGCAGAUUAAUUAAUUCUUAAUAAACAGCCUUCUAAUUUGUUGUCACUUGAACAUAUUUAUGAUCAAGUGCUGUGACAGCACAGACAUUUAGGCAGUAAAUGUUUUCUAUUGUGACUUUUUUCUAAUUUGAUUAUUUAAAAAAAUCUUUGAGACUCUGGUUUCUAGCCUUGAUCAGAUUUUUUAAAAUUAUGUUUAUGCAUUUAGCAGGCGCUUUUUUUUCAAAGUGACUUACAAAGUAGACACAAUGUUACAGUUAACAUCAAUAUGACAAUAGGUUCUCUAGAGGAAAAUCUCUAGUGGAAAUCAGUGGUGAAAAUCAUGACAUUUUAUAUGCAGAGGCUUUCAAAAUUUUAAAAUCCUGUGAUAUACAUCUUGCAAAAUUCAGUGCCAUAGUUCCAUCUGAAGAAAAGUAAACCAUCGGCAUGAUGCUGCUAAAAUAGGUCCUCGGUUGUGCUGUGUUUAUUCUUUGCCCAGGAUACCUUUAGGACAGAGUCCAAAAAUCUCUUUUCUUUUUGGAUAAUAACACAAUCUUCCACUACAUUAGCAGGGGUUCGGAAAGCCUUGAUGAUUUCCUCAGAAGAAAGACAUUUUGAUUUGCAAUCCUUACUCCAGACAGAGAUGAAAAUACAACAAACUGUUCUUGCAAAAACAAAAGAUCUUUCACAGUUUUCAUCACCUCUUGAACUGUUGCUUUUGGCCUCCUUGCAUCCUCCCUUGUCACACAUUAGCGCUUUAUUUUAAUAGACAGGGAGAUUUGGUCAGCUUGUGUAAGUUCCCUAAUUUGUUAUGGUAUUGGUUAAUAAAAUGUAGAUAUAAUGCUGUGAAUUUUUAUGCAAUCUGUCUUUGACUGAUACCUUUGUACAGUAUUUUGAGUCUUAGUAACCUUUCAAAAUAUGACUUUAGCUAAAAUCCUAACAGAAAGCUGUUUUACCACAGUUAUACUUUAUUUAAUUUUAAACAGAUCAUACAUAAUUAAUUCAGAAAAAGUA